UCUUGUCUUCUUGUAGCUGUUGCUUCUGUUCGCACUGGCCGUGUAUGUUGGGAGUUAUCGCUCCAUGUCUGCCAUGGCCAAGCCAGCGUUUACUGAAGAUGGAAGUCUGCUGGAUGGUGGAAUAGAUUUAAACAUGGAGCAGGGAAUGGCAGAGCACCUGAAAGAUGUCAUCCUUCUCACAGCCAUAGUACAGGUGCUCAGCACCAUCUCCUCUUAUUUCUGGUAUCUUUGGUUUCUGGCGCCUGCACGUGCCCUGCACUUGCUGUGGGUCAACUUCUUGGGCCCGUGGUUUGCAGCUGAAAGCCCCUCAGCACCAGAUGAUGUGAAUGAGAAGAAACAGAGACGACAGGAGCGCAGACAAAUGAAGAGAUUCUGAUGCUGCAAAGCAGGUGGAGCAGUAUUUUUAUACACAGAAUCUACAGAAUAUACAGAUCAUAAUUAGUAGCUUGUAAGUUAUUCAGGAAUAAUUUUAAGUUAAACUAAAUCCAAAUCUCACUGUAUUGUUCAUUUGUUUUUGCAGCUUUAUGGUGAUCUCCAGUCUUACUUUAAAUUACAGGUUAUGUUAUGGUCCAAAUAUACUUUGUUUUUGUUUGUUUUCCCCCCUGGUUCAAACUGUUGCCUGACCUCCGUCUUGCAGUAUGUUUCACCUGCAUACUUUGAGUUUAAAGUACUGCCUGUGUCACUCUUGUUGGGGUAUAAUUGUGUUGUUUUAGCUUUAAUUUUUCAAAAUGCGUUUUUGAAAUAAAAGGUCAUUGAGUGU
Molecule: messenger RNA, 760 nt
Organism: Thalassophryne amazonica
Lineage: Eukaryota; Metazoa; Chordata; Actinopteri; Batrachoidiformes; Batrachoididae
Product: transmembrane protein 208-like
Exons: 3
Coding region: 65-376 (103 amino acids)
Biological process (GO): vacuolar protein processing
Cellular component (GO): intracellular membrane-bounded organelle
Source: RefSeq, a predicted model, not a curated record